Molecule: messenger RNA, 529 nt
Organism: Anisakis simplex (herring worm)
Lineage: Eukaryota; Metazoa; Nematoda; Chromadorea; Rhabditida; Anisakidae
Source: the annotation of a GenBank genome assembly
CUUAAAGUUAUUAUGGGCACCGAUUGUGGAUUCGGUUUAUUGGAGGCGAUUGGGACGUCGAAAAUCGUGGAUGGUGCCGUGUCAGUACCUGAUCGGUAUAUUCAUGUUGGUUUUAUCGUAUAAAGUGUCCGAUAUCAUGGGCGAGAACGGAUCUCAAGCCGGUAAAGCACCGAAUGUACUGUUUUUGAUGUUUGUAUUUCUUCCACUCAAUUUUUUGGCCGCCACUCAGGAUAUUGCCGUUGAUGGGUGGGCAUUGACCAUGCUGUCCAGGGAAAUGUUGGUUUGCCUCAAAGAAAAGUUCCAAAAAAUACGGAGGAAGAACGUAGGAUAUGCAUCGACUUGCAAUGCAGUCGGUCAAACGGCUGGUUUCUUUCUAGGGAAUGUCGUUUAUUUAACACUUGAUUCGCCGGAUUUUGCCAAUCGAUUCUUUAGGAGUACACCACAACCAUAUGGACUCGUCUCACUGUCUGGUUGGUUUCAUUCGAAUUUGUUAUUGGAUUGCUCAUUCAGUGUAUUUGUUCAUGGAUGA